AAACCACGCCACAAAACGACUGCUCCUGCUCUCGUUGCAGCGAUCAAAUUUCCCCAAUUGGAGAGUCGAGCAACCUCGAGGUUCGAAAUUUACAAGCCAACGAAAAUCCACUCUUCGUCGCUCAAGAAACGCCACCAUGCCUACAGUGAGUGUGGGCAGGGAUCGACUCUUCAAUGCUCUUGGCAAAACUUAUACUCAAGAAGAGUUCGAGGAUCUGUGUUUCCGUUUUGGGAUUGAGCUUGACGAUGUGACAACGGAGAAAGAAAUAAUUAGAAAGGAGCUGCAUUUGGAAGAAUCUAAAACGGUAGCGGCUGGUGAUGAUGAAGAAAUUAUCUACAAAAUUGAAGUUCCUGCAAACAGAUAUGAUUUGCUUUGCCUUGAAGGGAUUGCACAAGCUUUACGUGUUUUCCUUGGAGAGGAAGAGAGACCCACUUAUAAUCUGGCUGAAAUUAGCAAAAAAUCUAUGCUUAAAAUGCAUGUGAAACCUGAGACUUCUUUAAUUCGUCCCUUUGUUGUUUGUGCUGUUUUGAGAGGAAUGACCUUUGAUGAAGCAAGUUAUAAGAGCUUCAUUGAUCUUCAAGAUAAGCUUCAUCAAAACAUUUGUAGGCGAAGAACUUUAGUCGCUAUUGGGACUCAUGACUUGGAUAGAUUACAAGGGCCUUUUAGUUACGAGGCUUUGCCUCCUGCAGACAUAAAUUUUGUGCCACUGAAACAGGAUAAAAACUUCAGAGCUGAUGAGUUGAUGGAGUUCUACAGAUCUGAUUUGAAAUUGAAGAAGUUUUUGCAUAUAAUAGAGAAUUCACCAGUGUUCCCUGUCAUAUAUGACUCUAACAGAACUGUUUUGUCUCUACCCCCAAUUAUCAAUGGUGCGCAUUCAGCAAUCACUUUAAAGACUAAGAAUGUGUUUAUUGAAUGCACAGCCACAGAUUUAACAAAAGCUAAAAUUGUUUUGAACACAAUGGCGACAAUUUUCUCAUCAUACUGUGGAAGAAAGUUUGAGGUGGAACCUGUUGAAGUGAUAUAUUCUGAUGGGAAGUCAUUUGUCUACCCUGAUUUAUCCGUCUAUAAUAUGCAAGUUCCUCUAGAAUAUAUUACUGGUUUAAUGGGAGUCUCUUUGGAGUUGGAUGAGGUCACUUGUUUGUUAAACCGUAUGCAAUUACGUUCUGAGCAGUCCAUUGUAAAUGCUGAACAAUGUAACAUCAAUGUAACUGUACCUCCAACAAGAAGUGAUGUUCUCCACCCGUGUGAUGUAAUGGAGGAUGUUGCUAUUGCUUAUGGGUAUAAUAACAUCCCAAAAAAAAAGCUUACUUCUAUAAAGCCAUUGGCAUUGAACGAGCUCAGUGAUCUUAUCAGACUGGAGGUAGCAAUGAAUGGGUUUGUAGAGACUUUGAAUUGGAUUUUGCUCUCUUCCAAUGAGAAUUCUCAUAUGUUAAAUCGCGAUGAUGACAAAACUGUUGUCAUCUCAAAUCCUCGUACCUCUGACUUUGAGGUUGUCCGUACCAGUCUCAUGCCUGGUACAUUGAAAACUGUUGCAUACAACAAAGACCAUCCGAAACCCAUAAAGAUUUUUGAAGUGGGUGAUAUAGCAUGUUUGGAUGGGAAGAGAGAUGUUGGUGCAUCUAAUCGUCGAAUGCUUGCAGCAUUGCACUGUGGUGCCAAUUCAGGAUUUGAGCUGAUUCAUUCCCUGGUGGACAGAGUUAUGGAAGUUAUGGGAACUCCUUUUGUUCCAGCUGGUGAUGAUACGGGAUACUAUAUCAAGCGUUCAGAUGCACCUGAAUUCCUUCAAGGCAGACAAGCCAGUAUUAUUUAUAAGGGGAAGUGCAUUGGGAUUUUCGGAAUAGUGCACCCUGAGGUCUUGAGCAACUUUGGCAUUCCUGAUCCUUGCUCCCACCUAGAGCUGGAUAUUGAGUUUUUCAUGUAGGAUAUACUUGCUGUUUGCAAAUGUAGAAGUCCUUAUCUUUCAUUUUUGGACCAUUCAUCUUAACUCGAAAGCAGAAGUCCUUAUCUUUCAUUUUUGGACCAUCCAUCUUAACUCGAAAGCAGAAUGCUCAAGCCAUAUUGGCUAUGUUAUCGGAUACUGGUUGAGAUUAUUUAGAAACCAUUUUUUAAUGAUGUAGAAUGUGUUCACGAUACAAAAUGGAUUGUUGUACUCCUUUUGCGAUGUUCCUUGUCAGGUUUUUGUUGUUGGAUUCCAUGGAGAAUGGAUUAGAAUUGUGCUGUCUCUCUUUAUUAUUAUUUUUAUCGGUUGGGUUCGACUUGAA
Messenger RNA from Tripterygium wilfordii, 2261 nucleotides. Its product is annotated as phenylalanine--tRNA ligase beta subunit, cytoplasmic. The transcript is spliced from 19 exons. Gene Ontology annotation, cellular component: cytoplasm; phenylalanine-tRNA ligase complex. NCBI's taxonomy places the organism in Eukaryota, Viridiplantae, Streptophyta, Magnoliopsida, Celastrales, Celastraceae. Gene Ontology annotation, biological process: phenylalanyl-tRNA aminoacylation. Gene Ontology annotation, molecular function: magnesium ion binding; ATP binding; RNA binding. Bases 137 to 1921 code for a protein of 594 amino acids. The record is from RefSeq and is a predicted model, not a curated record.